This is a messenger RNA of Nannospalax galili (Upper Galilee mountains blind mole rat), 5605 nucleotides long. It is a transcript of the gene Lpgat1, whose product is annotated as lysophosphatidylglycerol acyltransferase 1. The record is from RefSeq and is a predicted model, not a curated record. Bases 35 to 1147 code for a protein of 370 amino acids. The transcript has 7 exons. NCBI's taxonomy places the organism in Eukaryota, Metazoa, Chordata, Mammalia, Rodentia, Spalacidae. Gene Ontology annotation, cellular component: endomembrane system. Gene Ontology annotation, molecular function: acyltransferase activity.
UCCGCAGGGCGCCGGGCCGCACCCCCGAGCGAGCAUGGCGGGCCCCGAGGACGCGACCCCGCGGCGGGGCUGGCUGGUGCUACGCGCGCUGCUGAGGUUCGCCUUCAUGGUGGCCAACAACCUGGUGGCCAUCCCGUCCUACGUCUGCUACGUGGUCCUGCUGCAGCCGCUGCGCGUGCUGGACCGCCGGCGCUUCUGGCGCCUCGAGGGGCUCAUGUACAAGUGGCUGCUCGGCAUGGUGGCCUCCUGGGGCUGGUACGCGGGCUACACAGUGAUGGAGUGGGGCGAAGACAUUAAAGCCAUUUCUGAGGACGAAGCGAUGAUGUUGGUGAACCAUCAGGCAACUGGAGAUGUGUGCACGUUGAUGAUGUGCCUGCAGGACAAGGGACAGGUUGUUGCUCAGAUGAUGUGGCUGAUGGAUCAUAUUUUCAAAUACACAAACUUUGGAAUUGUUUCUCUGAUACAUGGUGACUUCUUUAUAAGACAGGGAAGAUCUUAUCGUGACCAACAGCUGCUCGUUCUCAAGAAGCACCUAGAGCACAAUUACAGGAGCAGAGAUCGAAAGUGGAUUGUUUUGUUUCCUGAAGGGGGCUUCCUCAGGAAGAGGAGAGAAACAAGCCAGGCAUUUGCUAAGAAGAAUAGCUUGCCAUUUCUUACACAUGUCACUUUGCCAAGGUUUGGGGCAACAAAAAUUAUUUUGAAUGCACUUGUAGCACGACAGGAAAAUGGAAGCCCAGCAGGAGGAGACACUAAAGAACCAGAAUGCAAAUCAAAAGGCCUCCAGUGGAUAAUAGAUACAACCAUAGCUUAUCCCAAAGCCGAACCAAUAGAUAUUCAAACCUGGAUCCUUGGAUACAGGAAACCAACAGUCACGCAUGUUCAUUACAGGAUUUUUCCAAUUAAAGAUGUGCCCCUGGAGACGGAUGACCUCACCAACUGGCUCUAUCAACGGUUUAUUGAAAAGGAGGACCUCCUGUCACAUUUUUAUAAAACAGGGGCCUUUCCUCCUUCCCAGGGCCAGAAGGAAGCUGUUUCCAGGGAGAUGACCCUCAGCAACAUGUGGAUAUUCCUCAUUCAAUGCUUCGCAUUUUUGUCAGGCUACAUGUGGUACAGCAUCAUUCAGUAUUUUUACCAUUGCCUAUUUUAGGAACUGACUUGGACUUGUCACCAUAGGAGUUCAGACUUUCAUAUGUGUGCGUUCUUUUACAUGUGCAAAUCAAAAUGUAUAAAAAGCAGCGGAAAUUCAAUGGAUGGAUUCAUGUUUAUCCCCCUUUGGGAUAUUUUAAAACUCUGCUAUGAUGAGGAUCAGUAAUACAAUAAUGUGCUAAUAUAUUUUAAGAACUUUUCAUGUUUUAAAGAGAUACCCUCUACCAUAUAUUUAAGCAAACAUCACCCUUGGAGAAGAGGAAAUCCUAAAAUCAUCCUAGAAGACUGAAAGAACUGUUGCCACCAGAUGCACGUGGGCACCGAGUUCUGGCUCUGCCAUGCCCCUCCCUUCUAGCUGGUUGUCAGUGUUAGGGCAAAGCUCCGCAGAGCCCUCGUGUCACUCAUCCUGCUGCGGUACUAGUAGCCUGGGGAGCUGGCGGGCACGACCCGAGGAGCGGUUUCCUUGUCUAGUGAGCGGCAGUUCUCAACCCAGGUUGAGGCGCAGUGUUGGCAUUCUCUGAGGAAGCCAUGUCCACCAAGCACCUGACGUCACUGUGCUCCUUCAGAGGCUAGCUCCAUCCAGCACCAUGUUUACAUGCGACAGUGCUUUUCCUUCAGUUGAGGGGGAACACACCCACUUUCUCCUUUUGUAUAGAAGGCAUAUCAUAGAAUAAUAAUUGUGUUUUACAAAAUGCGCUUUUAUCAGAUGCAGACGUAGCAAAGGUAGGAACAUAGCCUGAAACAGAGGGAAGCCUCAUCUGUGAGCCCCAGGAGGCUUUCCUGUCCACACGCUUGCCCAUGAUGCUCUCCGGCACCACCCUCAUUGGUCACCUCUGUGACCCCAGGACCCUGUUGGUAGCUGGAUGCCCCCCUCCCCCAUUUUCACAGAGUAGCACCAAAUACAUUUUGGAGUGGUUAAAGCAAAUUAAAACAUACAAAUGAUCACUUUAAAGGGAAAUAGGCUAGUAUUUUAGGGAAAUAAGAGGUAGAGCCAGACCUUGGCUUGCAAUAUUGAAAAGGCCUCCUAUGACCCCCCCCUUCCCCGCCGAAUCUGCAGACAUCAGGGAGUCCUGUCGUUACAUCAAGCAGCUGCCCCUCUCAGGGUGGCAGAACCAGGAGACAGCAUCGCAGAAGGCUUCCAGUCUCUUCCAGUUGUUUUUGAAGAAGGCAAAGUUAAGUUUCUAUUAUUUCUAGAAAACUUUUUUUUUUAUUUGUCACUUUGUUCAUGUGAUUUACCUCAUAGGAAAACCAAACUCUGCAUAAAGUGUGGGCACUGUGUCAAUGUUGGUCCAAGGUGGUUUUGGUCAGGAGGAUUGUAAGACCCCUAAGACCCACUAAGCACUAAGCGUUAGUCCGUGGCAGCUUUCUGUGACAUAAGCUCUGUAGAUUCUCCUGUUGUCAUUACACACAAAUAACAAUUUUGAGAAGUAGGUUGUAAAGCAAAAAUAAUGAUUGUUUUCUGUUUUCAAAUAAACCAAAAAAAUGGAAAAGAUGCUAAUUUUCUCCCAGUUGUGUGGGAAAGAUCGAGCAACACCAAAUAAAAGCCCAUAGUAGCUUCAUCUCUGAGGUGGCUAGAGCAUGUGUGACAGACAGCAUGUGUCAAGUUACUUGAAAUACCUCACUGAGGAGUGCACCACUGCUGUUGAACUGCAGAGUGUGCCUGUUUUGCUAGCAGUUCUUAUAAAACACACCUUCUGUGAACCUAAGCGUUUCACUCUGUGCUACAGUGACAGUGAAUAGUUGAAAUCAGUGUCACUUUGGAGAUGAUAGGAAGCCAGAGAGGUUGUUUGGUGCCCCUGUUUGAGGCCUAGGAGAAACUACUCAGUUGCAGGGUGUAUUGACUUGACUGUGACAUUAGUUGGCCAUCCAGGGGAGAAGCUGCUCACUGUCAAGUACAGCAUGUACAGUACUCGCUAGCAAACUGUUUCCUCAUUGCAAAGCAAGCCACAAACACACACACACACACACACACACACACACACACACACACACAGAGACGUGUGUCGCUGGGCCACUUUCGCCAUUAUUGUGCUCCAAAGGAAUACGACAGUUCAGUAUACUGUACACAUUAAACACUCUCUCCUGAAAGAUGCUUUACUUUUCAAACACAGUAUUAGGUUAGGGUCAGUGUCUCUAGCGUGACAGACACCUAUGGAUUUGUGAGUUGACUCUGGUAAUAGAUACAAGUUGUAAGUAGUUGUGUCUCUGAUCUGUCCUACCUGUCUUUGUUUCUUUUGACUUGCUAUCUCCUGUCUGAAAACAUGUUUGCUUGGGAGCACUGGCAGUGCUUCCUUACCAGCACCUGGAGUCCACCUGCUCAUACCUGGGGAUGUAGAGAGAACCCUGUUCUUUUAUGGAGAUCUUGGGAUGCAGCAAUAUGCUACGGUAUAGAAUUGAAUAAAAUGUCCUAUUUGUGCUUUCUGUGUAGAGUGAGAUGAAAGGAAGCCAAUACAAGUAGUCAACAAAUCCAUGCCAGUUCUUUAGCAGUGACUCUUUAGAAUCUCAGCACUUCUUGCUCUCGACUGGACUGCGUAGCUUCCUGUUGUGUACAGGGUGGGCAACUCAUCUCUGGGGUCCUGCUGUCAACAAAUCACAGGGAUGGGGUGUCUGCUUGGCCACAAGCAGGUUCACAGACUACAAAUGUGGACCAAGAAGCAGCUUCCUCUCCCUUCAGAAAGGACUGAUGUUGACAUGUACACAUAUGACAGAGAAACUGUAAGGGACGCAGCAUGAGGGAAAGUGAGAAAAUGAAACUGUGAGUGGACAGUUGGGAACUUAGUAGACAGUUUAGAAAAGAGUUCAGAUGUCAUAGUAUCACAUAGUUUUUGGUAUCCCAACUCAUAAUUUUCUACAGUAAAGAAACUGGGAAUUACUGAAUGAUUAGUCAAUUACUGGGUAGUUAAUUCAGUAGUAAGUCAUAGGGAAACCAAAAAUUAAAGCUCUGUGUAGGAGUUUGAAUUUUUGCUUUUGUCAAAAUUUUUUCCUUCUAAGGAUGCUUACGAUUUUAAAAAGUGAUUUUCAUUGUUUGACUAAUUAGUUUUUGCCUGUGUAUUGAUGACUGUUAAUAAGUAGUGAGUGCCAUGGAAAGGAGGGUAGCCAGCAGGAAGAGAAAGUGCUGGACUGCAUUGCCGAGGAGCCAGCACCCCUGAGCGGUGUGCAGUUGGCAGACUGACGCCAUUCUGAAGGGGAAAGCUUACGUUGCCCUCAGUUCUAGAGCUGCUGUCUGGACGGAUCUUGGGAAUGCCACUUGGUGUGUGGCCAUGUCGCUCCCUUCUUCUCAUGGAUUUGUCUUAGUAAUGUGUUUUGACAAUCACCUCCUUAAAGACCCUUGGUGACUCUUGGUCCUGGUUGUAGUCACAGAAAGCAGUCUCUGGUCGCAGUGUUCUUCUGUUCUUUCAGACCUAAAAAGAUGUUUUAUUUGCACUACUGAAUGGGAAGAGUUAACUGAUCUUUUGUGGUUUUUCAUUCUUUUCUUUGAAGUCACUACACAGUAAUGAACACAGGACUCACUCCAGAGCUAUUACAAAAAACUAUGUUUGCUCUGGUCCACAAAAGAUGGAUAAUAAUGGUUUGCUGUGUGGGAUUUUGCUCUGCAAGUACUACAAACUUCGCAUCUGCCAGCAGGCAGGGCAAAGUCAGAAGGAGCACUGGGCAAAACAGGAAAACUAGUUCAUUUCAUAAGCCGUAGAGACUAAUAGUUUGGGACCAAAACCACCUAAGGUGGAGAUUUCUGGAUCACAAAAGGGCCUGGCAUCCUCAGGAGCAUCACUGGUUGGUGCUGCGUUGUGAUCAUUUUGCACCAAUUCCCAGUAAUUAGGAAGUGGGCUCUGGGAAUGUGUUGUAGGUGCUGAACUGUUGGGGGAGAGUGACCGUGGCCAUACAGAAAAUAAAAUGUGGGAUAUUCUGCAAAAUUUCCAUCUGAGGAUUUUUACAUUUAAUAUUUUUUUAAAACAGUCUAAAGAGCAAAAAAAAAAAUUAAGUGUAUUCUAGUUGCAAAGUAUGCAAACAUUUUGAAUGGCUUUAUUUUUAUCGUGUAAAACUGUUGAACACAUGACUCUGGUGCACAAAUUCUUUACAUGGAAGGAUUCUAUGCAUUUUACAGUAACGUAUCAUAUGACUGAGUAAUGAGACAGUUAUACAUCCACCUGCCAUUGUUUUUGUUAAGCGCUUUCACUUUCUUUAAUUAUUAUACAGUUGUAUUUAUUUUGUACGGACGGGUUUUUGUUUCCCUGAUGCUGUAACGUUUACUUCAGCUUGUUGAGCGUUCUUGUGAUCUGCAUGUGGUAGUGUGUGGAAAGAAUGAAUGUAAAGGCGUGACAAAUGUCACUCACUUCUGUAAAGGGCUGGUCACAUGUGGCUCUGGUUUCUGAAUGCACUGGGGAUGGUUUUACCAGAUCACCUGUUCAGAAAUUUAGAUGUUGUGAACACCAAAAGAAGCAUUUUCUCAGCAAAAAAUUAA